Messenger RNA from Parnassius apollo (apollo), 1767 nucleotides. The record is from the annotation of a GenBank genome assembly. Lineage: Eukaryota; Metazoa; Arthropoda; Insecta; Lepidoptera; Papilionidae.
AUGCGCUCGAAAAUAUUUGAUGAUGCCGAACUCGAACGACUACGACGUGAGGCUAUUCCGUCGUCGAAUGAAUCGGCUAUGGCUGGAGAUGCAGCUCCACAUUCGACAGACCAGCAUCCACACGUGGAAGCCGUCAUGGAUCUUCCUGUUGUGGUUGAUUCGAACGACGAUGAAAUAGUCUCCCACGAACUAGAGGAAAUGAGGAGUAUAUUGGAAGAGGCGAUUUUGGAAACGCGCAGCACCCCUCUCGAAAAUCGACCGCGACUUCCCCGCAUACCUUUAAGCAAGCGAAAUCGGGCUGUCGUGAGGGCUCUUAACCCAAUGCUGGUGACCUAUUUGGAAGCCAGCCGGGACCUUUACGAGACGGACUCGAUUCUCUUUGGCGCCGCAGUGGCAGUUUGCCGUAUUAUUGGCGCCAAACUUCCCAUGGCUGGACGCGCUGCUACACAAAGUAACGCCAUCCCAGCCUGGAGGAAAAGAAUCGAGGACCGUAUCGCAAAGGCAAGGGCCCUUAUCGGCAGACUGACAAGCUUCAGGUCGGGUAAUAAUAGACGGAGGAUUAUGCGCACCGUAAUGAUGGCGUUUGCUGGGACAAAUAUCAGUUUGUCCCAGCCGGAUAUCACGCAGAAACUAACGGAGCGCAUAGACGACCUGAAGCAAAAGAUCGAUGCUUGGGGGAAGCGCAUUCGACGAUUUUCCGAGGGGUCAAGGCAGUUCAACCAGAAUCGUCUCUUCCAGAGUGAUCAGAAGAGGCUCUAUAAAUUAUUGGAGCGACCAAAGUUAUGUGGAGCGGGUCAAGGACCGGAUCAGGCUGACAUUAUCGCAUUCUGGCGUGGCCUGUGUUCAGAGCCCGUAAACCACAGUGGGGGCCCUUGGAUGGAAGUUGUGGCGAGCCAGGGUGUGAGUGUUACGCCUAUGGACCCCGUCACCAUAACGCCAGAAGACGUGGCUGAGGCGGUCCGUAGCGCCCCGAACUGGAAAAGUCCGGGGCUUGACGGGCUGCAUCAUUACUGGCUGAAGGGCUGCGUAGUGUGUCACGCUGUGCUCGCCGGACAGUUUCAAGAUGCUCUCGACCAGAAAUUACUCCCGUGCUUCUUCAAAACUAGGAUCACUCAUUUGGUUGCUAAAGAUCAGGAUACCACAGACCCGAGCAAAUACCGCCCCAUCACGUAUGCCGCCGUGAAUACGCCAUUUGUGGUUGAUUCCAACGAUGACGGAACAGUCGCCCAGGAACUGGAACUAGAGCAAAUGAGGAGUACAUUGGAGAAGGCGAUUGUGGAAACGCGCAGUACGCCUCUCGAAAAUCGACCGCGAGUUCCCCGCUUAGCCCUAAGCAAGCGGAAUCGGGCUGUCGUGAGGGCUCUGAACCCAAUGCUGGUUACCUACUUGGAAGCCAGCCGGGACCUUUGCGAGAUGGACUCAAUUCUUUUUGGCGCCGCACUGGCAGUCUGCCGUAUUAUAGGCGCCAAACUUUCCACGGCUGGACGCGCUACUGGACAAAGUAGUGCUAUCCCAGCCUGGAGAAUAAGAAUUGAAGAACGUAUCGCAAGGGCUAGGGCCCUUGCGAUACGUUCGGCAGGGCAGACUCAUAUGCUUCAGGUCAGGCAAUACCAGGCCAAGGAUUGUGCGCACCGUCAGGAUGGCAAAGAAUCGCUGCUUGGGGAAAGCGGAUUCGGCGAUAUACCGAGAGGUCGACACGGUUUAACCAGAAUCGUCUCUUCCAGAGUGAUCAGAAGAGGCUGUACAAAUCAUUGGAGCGACCAAUAG